AUGACAUCAAAUCAGCUCCAACACCACCAACCUCCCCCAACACCCACAUAUAUCCUCCGCGGCCACGCAUCUCCAAUCCACGCCCUGCACCUCUUCAGCCAAAAUCUGCGCCUCAUUUCAGCAGACGCGAAUGGCUGGAUCGUCGUGUGGGAUUUGGUGACGAAACGGCCGGUGACGGUGUGGAAAGCGCACGAGGGUGCUGUUUUGGAAGUUAAGGGCUUUGUCGGCUCGGGGACGGGGACGGUUGUUUAUACACAUGGUAGAGAUCAUAAGCUGCGUGUGUGGAGAUUUCGUGUCCAGGAUGAAGAGAUCCUCGAUAAGAUUCUCCCCGUGGAUAUGGAUGAGGCUUCACAAGUAAAGGGCCAGAGUCAAAGUCAGCCUUGGCUUCUUCAUUCGCUCCCGGUGAACGCAUUGAACUUUUGUGCGUUUUCGAUGCUGUUCAUUCGGAAAAGUGCCAAUAUCGAGGAUGGUCAGGAAUCACAACAGCAACAACCUGAACCUGAUGCUGCAGCAGAAAAUAAACCAGAAUCACCAGUCCUAAUAGCAGUCCCUAAUGCCCUUGAUUCCGGCGCAAUUGACAUCUUCCAUCUACCCCUGGAACGACGGAUCUGCACGAUCCCCGCAGAUACAACGACAAAGACAGGCAUGGUGAUGGCUGUUAAAUUAUUUAUUUCAGCGACUGGCGAAUUAUACGCUGCGUCCGCGUACGAGGACGGGCAUGUUAUCGUUUUCGUUCGCCGUGGCGCAUUCAAGGAAGCGGACUUAUCCAGCGGUGCAUCCUGGAAAUGGGAAAAGGUGUAUGCGAGUCGUCUGCACUCGCAACCUGUGCUGUCGAUUGAUGUGUCGCCGUCUAUGGAUUAUGUUUUGUCUUCGUCUGCCGAUGCGCUGCUCAUAAAGCAUCCUAUUUCUCGGCCUGGGCCGCUGGGGACGGGGUAUGUGGAAGAGAAGCCUUUGAAGACGGUUAAUACGAAACAUGCUGGUCAGCAGGGUUUGCGGAUACGAUCUGAUGGGAAGGUGUUUGCGACUGCUGGGUGGGAUUGUAGGGUUAGGGUUUAUUCGUGCAAGACGAUGAAGGAGUUGGCGGUGCUUAAGUGGCAUAAGGAGGGGUGUUAUGCUGUUGGGUUUGCGGAGAUAUCUACGGAUUCGAGUUCUAGUGUCUCUACAGAUACUAAUGCUGGAUCGUCAGAAAAAGAAGACGACAGUAAUCAGCAACAGCAGCAGCAGCAGCUUACUCGACGUGAAGGGGACUAUUCGCUUGCAACAGUGCAGCAUCAAAGAAACCAAAAAGCACAAAAAACACACUGGCUAGCCGCUGGCUCAAAAGAUGGAAAAAUUUCAUUAUGGGAUAUCUAUUGA
Molecule: messenger RNA, 1356 nt
Organism: Aspergillus wentii DTO 134E9
Lineage: Eukaryota; Fungi; Ascomycota; Eurotiomycetes; Eurotiales; Aspergillaceae
Product: WD40 repeat domain-containing protein
Exons: 2
Coding region: 1-1356 (451 amino acids)
Molecular function (GO): protein binding
Source: RefSeq, a predicted model, not a curated record